CGACCUUGGCUCAGCCUGCGGUAUAUAAGCGGAGGGCUCCAUCACAGGGCACUUAGGUCUCCAGAUCGGUCGUCUACCUUCUGCAUCAUGAAAGUCUUGGUUGUCCUGUGCGCUGUGCUGGCCGGGUGCCUAGCUAAGCCCUACCUGGGUUACAGCCUCCCCACCUCCUACAGCUACAGCACGUCUGUGGUCAGCGUGAACAAGCCCGCUGCCGUGGCUUAUGCCGCCCCCGCUGCCGUGGCUUAUGCCGCCCCUGUCGCACCCGCCGUCGUCGCCGCCCCUGCCCCAGUGGCAUACUCCGCCCCUGUUGCCCCUGCCGUCGUCGCCGCUCCCGCUCCAGUAGCUUACGCCGCCCCAGCUCCCGCUGUGGUCGCCGCCCCCGCCCCCGUUGCGUACGCCGCCCCCGCCGUCGUCGCCGCCCCCGCCCCUGUUGCCGCCAAGAGCCAGUACCACGCUCAGAACGAGCUCGGUGAGGCCUCUUACGGACAUGCUGAACCCGGCCAGACCCACAACGCUGUCCAGGACGCUCACGGCAACAAGGUCGGAAGCUUCAGCUACGUGAACCCCGCCGGCCAGGUGCUGAGGACCGACUACGUCGCUGACGCUGCCGGUUACAGAGUCGCCUCCAACGCCCUGCCCGCCGCCCCCAUCUACGCCGCUCGCGCCGUCCACGCCCGUCGUCGCCGUAGCGCCUGGAACGGACCGCUGGCCUCCCCCGUGGUCACACCCAACGGCUUCCUCGCCGACACGCCCGAGGUCGCCGCUGCCAAGGCCGCGCAUUUAACCGAGGUCGCUAAGGUAUCGACUCCCUCCGGCUACGCCCCCGGACCUUACAACGGCGCACCCGCCUACAACGCCGGCCACAACCACGCCUACCAGCAGCCCGCCCCUUACAACGCCGCCCCCUACAACCCCGCUCCCGCCGUCAGCCCCUACGCCAACAACCCCUCGGUCACCAACCAGGGUUACCUGGCCGACACCCCCGACGUCGCCGCCGCCAAGGCUGCUCACUUCGCCGAGGUCGCCAAGACCAGGACCAACCCCGGCUACGGACCCGAGUCCUACGAUGACGGAUCUUACAGGCCCGAGUAUGACAACCCCAACUACGGAUCUCCUGCGGCCGCUCCUCAGUCCUACGCCGCCCCUAACCACUACGCCCCCGCCGCUCCCGCUCACAACCACUACGCCCCAGCCGCUCCUUCUCAUUACAACGCUCCCGCUCCUUACAACAGCUACGCCGCCCCCAGCCCCACCGGCGGAUACCACGGACCCCUCGCCGCCCCCCAGGUGACCGCUCAGGGAUUCCUGGCCGAGACCCCCGAGGUCGCUGCCGCUAAGGCCGCUCACUUCGCCGAGUUCGCCAAGGCCGGAACUCACGGCCGUUACCGCCGUAGCGCCGUCCUCGUGCAGACCCCCGCCUCCACCGCCCCCCUGGCUGUUCACGCCGUAGCCCCCGUCCACGCCGUCGCCUACUCCGCCCCUGUCUACAGCUACGCUGCCCCCCACCACUACAGCUACCUGAGGGCCCCCUCAAGCUUCGCCUACUCCGUGAGGGCUUGGUAGAAACCGGCGCUCUGCGUCGCGACGCCGCCAGAGUCAGAGCUAAGAGACCCAGCUGGACUUUCUCGGCACUUCUAGUCCUCCCUGAGUUCCAUCGCCCACCAUCCUUUUUUAGCAACCAAUCAAAAAAACCUUCAUAAAAAAUAAAAUAUUUUUUAUUUAAAUUAUCUUUAA
Molecule: messenger RNA, 1734 nt
Organism: Homalodisca vitripennis (glassy-winged sharpshooter)
Lineage: Eukaryota; Metazoa; Arthropoda; Insecta; Hemiptera; Cicadellidae
Product: calphotin-like
Exons: 6
Coding region: 88-1563 (491 amino acids)
Source: RefSeq, a predicted model, not a curated record